AUGUCUUCAAUGUUGGAUGUUAAUGAUGGGUGUUGGUAUUAUGGUUCUCUCGGCAGUCCAAACAAGAGCAUUGAUCAGUAUGGUCCUAAUGAGCAUACUGAUAUUGAUCAUGGCAUUGCUGAAGAUGAAAAGUCCAAGUCCAAGCAACCCAUAGCAAGGAAUAAGAAAAUAUUGAAAGAAGAAAGUAGUAAUGGUAGUAGUCCAUGUUUUGAGUCAAAAGAUUUUGAUUCAGCUAAAAUCUCUGAGGAAGAUGCAGAAAAGGAGGCUGAGUGUCUUGCAAGUAUGUUUAGAGCAUUGGAUGAAGAUGGUGAUGGAAGAGUUAGUUCAGAUGAGAUAGUGAGGUUUUUAGAGAGAUUAAGUCUGGAAAUGCCCAAGGAGGAGGUGGAAUUGGCUGUGAGAUCAGUGUCUGCAUGUGGUGAUGAUUUUCUGACUGCAAUUGAGUUUGAUGAGUUUUAUAGAAUCCUAUUUGCAGAAAAGGAAGGGGAAGCUGAAAAUCUUAAGGUUGAAGAGAAGGCAAUCUGUGAGGCAUUUAAUGUGUUUGAUCAAAAUGGAGAUGGGUUUAUCAGUGCAAUGGUGUUGGCUGAUGUUCUCUCCAGGUUGGGUUUUGUGGAGGGGAAAGAUUUGAGUUGUUGCGAGAGCAUGAUCGAGAGUGUAGAUUAUAAUGGAGAUGGGUUUGUGGAUAUUCAUGAGUUUAGACAUUUAAUCACCAGAACUACUUCUGGUGCUAAUCCUUGUCUCCAAUGCGUUGCUGCAGUCUAA
This is a messenger RNA of Cryptomeria japonica (Japanese cedar), 759 nucleotides long. RefSeq names its product calmodulin-like protein 3. Bases 1 to 759 code for a protein of 252 amino acids. NCBI's taxonomy places the organism in Eukaryota, Viridiplantae, Streptophyta, Pinopsida, Cupressales, Cupressaceae. The transcript has a single exon. The record is from RefSeq and is a predicted model, not a curated record. Gene Ontology annotation, molecular function: calcium ion binding.